Molecule: messenger RNA, 816 nt
Organism: Pyricularia pennisetigena
Lineage: Eukaryota; Fungi; Ascomycota; Sordariomycetes; Magnaporthales; Pyriculariaceae
Exons: 1
Coding region: 1-816 (271 amino acids)
Source: RefSeq, a predicted model, not a curated record
AUGGGCUGGUUCUGGCAGACUCCCCCUCACUCGCCCAAGGUGGCGCCCAACGACUCUUCACAGCAAAAAGACACCCAGUCCUCGACGAAGCCGCCGACCCAGCAGCAGCCGAAAUCCAACGAUGACGCCGAAAUCGCCAAGUUCCUACAGCUUUUCCAAGAUGCUGACGCAAAACCCUCGAGCUCUACCUCCCAAUCCUCAUCAACAGGCCAACAAGCCCAACAGUCAUUACCAUCAUCAUCACAACACCACCAACGGCAAGCAGAACCAUCAUCCUUCCUCUCCAAGUUCUCCCGCCCCUUCCGUGAGGACCCCUCAGGUGCCUCCCCAACCCGCAGAGACCUGGAUUCGCUAUCGCCCUCUGAGCGGGCCAAGGAGGAGAUCGUGCAGUCGCUGAUGCCGACCGACAUGUCGUGCCGCGACGCCUUUGACUACGCCUACGGCUGCAACAGCCUCCGGGGCCAGUUCAACGCCGUGUACCGCUACGGCGAGGUCCGGUCGUGCUCGGAGCUGUGGGACAACUUUUGGUUCUGUAUGCGCGUCAAGAACUGGCAAGGGGACAUGCGUGCCAACGCCAUCCGCGACAGGUGGCGUGACAAGGAAGAGCGCAAGUACGGGCCCGGCAUGCCCAGCAGUGAGGACGUUUGGAAGCCCAGAUUGAAGCUGUUGGGUCCCGACGAGGCCUUCCGCGACAAGAUUCCAGAAGUGGAUGCCGCGUUGACGCAGAACGAAGAUGACUUGGAGUGGAAUAAGCAGGAGACGGAGAUGAGGAGGGUCGUGAGGGAGAAGAUGGGCAUCAAGGGGGCUGGAUAUUGA